GAGAGAGAGAGAGAGAGAGAGAGAGAGAUUUUAUACAGAACAAUGCAUAACUAAAUCAGGAUUAGGUAUCUCCUAAACAGGAACGUUCCGGAGGGCGGCUACAGCUCACAUGAGCGAGGCGAUACGUUUGGGUUCUUGUUAUCAUACGUUUGUAGUGAUCAUAUGCAGUGCUGCAAUCGAUAUGGGCAAGGAGUCGUUCCUCAACUCUUGACGGAGACACAUCACCUCAAAGCUCUAUACAUAUCGCAGUGUGAGAUGGCAUUACAGCCCUGUGAAGUUAUGCAAGAUCAAGCGACUGCCUGUGCAAAGACAUAUUUCGUUCAGCCAGUUUGUGAAAUGAAUUGCCUUCCAUUGAAGGAAGCGGCCUGCCACUGCCGCCGUGAAAGGAAGAGAUUGCGUUUUGCGAUAACGUGUGUGAUUGCCGGACUUCUUGCAGGCUUAGGAGUCGGUUUUAUAAGCCGCUCUUCUGGCAGUUGCCUCGCAGGAGGAGCAGCGGGGACGACGGGUGGGCCAAUCACAUCCAGCAGCCUACCAGAAACUAAUUCGUCGACCGCAGACCUCUCCGACCCCCACGAAGCCAUCGCCGGCAGCCCAGCAGAAACAAAUUCUUCGGAAGCAGUGACAGACUUCUCCGACCCCCACGAAGCCAUCGCCGGCAGCCCAGCAGAAACAAAUUCUUCGGAAGCAGUGACAGACUUCUCCGACCCCCACGAAGCCAUCGCGCGGGAAUGGCGGAACCUGCGCCGCCUGGGCUGCCAGCCAACGGUGAUUAGUGUGGACGUGCUGGGCUUGCUUGGGCCUCGAGAUGACUUACAAGACAAAGACUUCAGUCCAAAGAAACUUACGGUCAGACGCUGCUUGGCGUCACAGAGCUUCUGUGAGGCGAAAGGACAUAGUUGUUUUCCUACAGAGGACGGCGUGAGGAAGAAGAAAUAUGCGGUGGAAUUCCAAGAAAAAGGCAAAAACCAGACUCGUUGGAGGGAAACUUGGGAGGAAGUCGCGUGCGAGUGUCGUCCCGUCGGCUGAGGAACACGGAUUCCUCGCUUCACCUACUCUGCCAAUUUGGGUGUUCGUUAGAGGAAUAUAAUUACCUGUAUAUCAGGUACAGAAUUUGCUUACUUUUCCAUUACGGUUAUGAUUCAUAAGAAUGUACAUACAAAGUAGGCUAUUAUUUAUUAUAUAUAUUUAUUAUCUGUAUAUCUAAAAAGGCAAUUUCAAAGUAUUACUGUACUUAGAAUUCUAUAUUUAUUUGUAAGAAUUGCGUUUUUGUGACGAAGAAUUCUCUUAUAAUAAUUUUUUUCUCAAACGAGAAUAGCACACACGAGAGUGGACGUGACAGAAACAUGAUUAUCCGGUGAUGUGCGUUUAUUGUUUAUUAAUUUUAUUAAUAUAAGUUUAUGAGAAUUACAGACGAUAUAAUUAGAAAAAAGUUUAAUGAUAAAUUGUAUGUUUCACCACUUAUUGUAAACUUCUGUUUCUAAUUGCUGAUAAUUACAAUUUGAGAGAAAUAAAAAAAUAAAUGACUUAUUUUUGUUUUUUAAAUCUCAUAACCUGUUUAUAAUAAACCAUCUCAGAAGCAGCGUCAAAACUGACAUUAAACAAUAACAAUAGCAACAUAGACAAUAUAAGUGUCUGUGAUUCUACACUAUGUGAAGUAAACCCAUACAACGUAAACGAGGCAUAAUUAUAUUUAUUUAUCAACAAGGCGUUCACAUACACACACACAAGCACGCCUAUACACAUCCAUACAUACAAACGCGCACAAACACACGUAAAUACACGCAACCAAACAUAUACUUCAUAACAGCUAAUGACUUUGCCUUUGAUACUGUGUCUUUUGUAUUGUAAAUCUUUUAUAAAUAAAAUGCAUAUAAAAUGAA
Molecule: messenger RNA, 1880 nt
Organism: Penaeus chinensis
Lineage: Eukaryota; Metazoa; Arthropoda; Malacostraca; Decapoda; Penaeidae
Exons: 2
Coding region: 163-1026 (287 amino acids)
Source: RefSeq, a predicted model, not a curated record